AUGAAUUUGCAACAGGUUGGGCAGCCUAAAUCUUCUAAUGGAUAUGGUCGUCGGAAAUCUGAAAAAGAUGGGGCAUCCAAAUCGGAUAAUAAGAUUCCCCUUGGAAAAUCAAAUGCUGGCAGAUUAGCGAGUACAGGUGCAGUGGCAAGUAGUAAAGGUGGUAGUUAUGAGAGUCCUUCACGUGAUCGACUGGUAUAUUUGACAGCAUGCCUUAUUGGGCAACAGGUGGAAGUCCAGGUGAAAAAUGGAUCUAUAUACUCUGGAAUAUUUCAUGCUACAAAUACUGAGAAAGAUUUUGGAAUCAUUUUGAAAAUGGCUUGCUUGACAAAGGAUGGGUCUUCGCAAGGGCAGAGCUCCGGUGCUGAAUUUGUCAGCAAAGCUCCUUCAAAAACUUUAAUUAUACCUGGAAAAGAACUUGUACAAGUUAUAGCAAAGGAUGUUGCUGUUUCUACAGGGAGAGAGUUACAGCGAUGGGUACCUGAUGAAGAUGUUCCACAAUGCCCUGAACUUGACAAUAUCUUUGACGGCUCUUGGAAUAGUUCUAGGGGCUGGGAUCAGUUUGAAACAAAUAAAAUGUUGUUUGGUGUAAAAAGCACAUUUGAUGAGGAACUCUAUACUACAAAGCUUGAAAAAGGGCCUCGGAUGAGAGAAUUGGAGAUGCAAGCACUAAGAAUAGCAAGAGAAAUUGAGGGUGAGGAAACCCAAGAUAUUCAUCUAGCAGAGGAAAGAGGCCUUUACUCUGAUGACUUUGACAUUGAUGAAGAGACCAGAUUCUCUUCCGUGUAUAGGGUCAUAAAGAGACCAGGAAAGGUAAGUGGUGGGAAGGGCAAAAGUGGAGCUCAAACAUGGUCAAAUUUCUCCACUAUGUCAUCUCAGUCAAAGACUGGUGGAGAUAUCCACUCUGGUUCUUAUGAUCAUGCUAAGCAGUUAUCAUCUGAACUCUCUGGUCAAAGUUACUCAUUUUCAGAUUUGGAAAGCAGAUUUGUCCUCAAAUCUGAGCUUGUGACGCAAACAACUGCUGAAGAACCCAGUCAAACAAAUGAACUGUAG
Vicia faba (fava bean) is the source of this 1050-nucleotide messenger RNA. NCBI's taxonomy places the organism in Eukaryota, Viridiplantae, Streptophyta, Magnoliopsida, Fabales, Fabaceae. The record is from the annotation of a GenBank genome assembly.